GGCUCACCACACCUCGUUGGACCAGAGUUCCCCCCCGCAGACAGGCAGCCCGGGGACCCCUCCAUCCUACAAGCUCCCCCUCCUCGGCACCUACGACGGCCGGGAUGACUUUCCUCUCCGGAAAACUGCCUCUGAGCCCAACCUGAAGGUGCGGUCGCGGCUGAAGCAGAAGGUGGCGGAGCGGCGGAGCAGCCCUCUCCUGCGGCGUCGUGACGGCUCCGUGCUCAGCGCCUUCCGCAAGCGCCACGUCGAGAUCACCGUGUCCUCGGUGUGCAGCAGUGCCCCCGGGUCGGGGCCCAGCUCCCCCAACAGCUCCCACGGUGCCCACAACGGCCUGGCCGCCUCCGUCCCCAACAUCCACACCGAGCAGCUCCUACCCCAGCCCCGUGCCCUGGCCCUGGAUGGGGCCCAGCUCAGCCUCUACACGUCCCCGUCGCUGCCCAACCUGUCCCUGGGGCUGCAGGCCACUGUCACUGUCACCAGCACCCACCUCCCCGUGAGUGGGGGGCACAGGGACCCUUUGGGGGCAUGGGAGGCGUGGGGACCCCAUGGAGUGGUCACACAGGGACCUGGAACCCCAUGGAGGGGAUGUGGGGAUGCUCUGAGGGCAUGGGGACAUGAGGACUCCGUGGGGGGCGGCACAGGGACCUGGCACCCCAUGGGGGGGAUGUGGGGACUCCCUGGGGACAUGGGGAUCACACGGGCCCUCGCCCGCACCCAGUCGUCCCCCGCCAGCGUCAAGCCCCCUGUGCCCGAGGGGCCCCCCAAGCACCUCUUCACCACAGGUGUGGUGUACGACACGUUCAUGCUGAAGCACCAGUGCACCUGCGGGAACACCACAAUCCACCCGGAGCACGCCGGCCGCAUCCAGAGCAUCUGGUCCCGGCUCCAGGAGACCGGCCUGCUUGGAAAGUGUGAGCGGAUCCGGGGCAGGAAGGCGACGCUGGAGGAGAUCCAGACAGUGCACUCAGAGCACCAUGCACUGCUCUAUGGCACCAGCCCCCUCAACCGUCAGAAACUGGACAGCAAGAAGCUGCUGGGUGGGUGUUGGGGGGGCCCUGGAUGCCUGGGACCCCCCUCUUUUGGAGCUGGGGUGGACAGUGACACGGUGUGGAAUGAGCUGCACUCAUCGAGCGCGGUGCGCACGGCCGUGGGCUGCCUGCUCGAGCUGGCCUUCAAGGUGGCUGCAGGCGAGCUCAAGAACGGCUUUGCGGUCAUCCGCCCCCCGGGCCACCACGCCGAGGAGUCCACAGCCAUGGGCUUCUGCUUCUUCAACUCUGUGGCAAUCUCGGCCAAGCUGCUGCAGCAGCGGCUCAGCGUGGGCAGGAUCCUCAUCGUGGACUGGGACAUCCACCAUGGGAAUGGGACCCAGCAGGCCUUCUACAGUGACCCGCACGUGCUCUACAUCUCCUUGCACCGCUACGACGACGGCAACUUCUUCCCGGGCAGUGGGGCCCCUGAGGAGGUGGGCAGUGGGCUGGGAGUGGGCUACAACAUCAACAUCGCCUGGACUGGCGGCGUGGACCCCCCGAUCGGGGACGUGGAGUAUCUGACCGCCUUCAGGACGGUGGUGAUGCCCAUCGCCAAGGAGUUCUCCCCAGACCUGGUGCUGGUCUCCGCUGGCUUCGACGCCGUCGAGGGCCACCUGUCCCCGCUCGGUGGCUACUCUGUCACCGCCAAGUGUUUUGGACACCUGACGAAGCAGCUGAUGAUGCUGGCAGGGGGCCGGGUGGUGCUGGCGCUGGAGGGAGGCCAUGACCUGACAGCCAUCUGCGACGCCUCCGAGGCUUGUGUCUCUGCCCUGCUCGGCCUGGAGCUGGAGCCCCUGGAUCCAUCCCUGCUGCAGCAGAAGCCAAAUGUGAAUGCGGUGGCCACACUGGAGAAGGUCAUCGAGAUCCAGAGCAAGCACUGGGGGUCCGUGCGGCGUUUCGCGGCGGCCGUGGGCCGGUCCUUGCUGGAGGCCCAGCACAGGGAGGCUGAGGAGGCCGAGACGGUGACGGCCAUGGCCCUGCUCUCGGUGGGCGCCGAGCAGGCCGGGGGAGACCCCCAGCCCAGACCAGUGGAGGAGCCGAUGGAGGCUGAGCCUACGCUCUGA
This is a messenger RNA of Manacus vitellinus (golden-collared manakin), 2095 nucleotides long. RefSeq names its product histone deacetylase 5 (gene HDAC5). Gene Ontology annotation, biological process: chromatin organization; negative regulation of transcription by RNA polymerase II. NCBI's taxonomy places the organism in Eukaryota, Metazoa, Chordata, Aves, Passeriformes, Pipridae. The record is from RefSeq and is a predicted model, not a curated record. Gene Ontology annotation, cellular component: histone deacetylase complex. Gene Ontology annotation, molecular function: histone deacetylase activity. The transcript is spliced from 17 exons. The annotation marks the transcript as partial.